AGUGAAGACCUAUAGUAUGUAUAGUACAACCAAUUUUGAUGGACUGCCCUUUGCUGCCCACCAUGUAGCCCGACACUACACUUUUAGACCUGGUAUGCACUAUCCUGGCUCAAACCCUGCUGAGCGUCCGAUUAAAACACUGACGAGAUCUCAAUAUUUAAAAGUGGCCCAAAGCCCCGUCAUAGCACGAACAUUACACUUUACCUAUCUCAACAAAUGUGGACAUCAUGAAUCUUUGGUCUAAUCUCAGAUCUUGUGAGUUAGAACUCGGGGGCUCCUCAUGCACAGCCAGCCAAGGAUAACUCCCCGCUAUAGUGACGUCACAGGAAAAGGACGUGACGUCACCUAAAUAUGGGCGUGGUCAAAAGCGGCCCCAUCCCCCGCUCUUCCCGACCUUGCUUCCCCCCUUGCCGAGGUUACCCACAUGAACAAUAAUAAUAAAUCAUAGAUGUACAUUAUGAAAGAAUCAAUUAUUUUUCACAAAACUGCUCCUGUACGACCUUUUGCCAAUCCCCUGCUGGAGAGCCUCUUGACGAUUGCACGAAUCGUGUUGGUUAUUUGCACAUACUUCACCAUGCCGGUGAGUAUGGGUUGGUAAAGGAAAAGGAGGAGCAUUAACGUACAAACAAAAACCUAUUUUACUAGAAUGCCUUCUGCUUCCCAUCAUGUAGCCUGUAACACCUGGUAUGCGCUAUCCAGACUCCAACCUCCUUAACGUUAGAUGGAGACAUCUGGCACAUCCCCAGCAGUUUUGUCUACAGGCUCAACAUAUAACACAAACACACCUCCCUAACACUAACGUUAAACUUUACCUAUCUCGACGAAGGUAGACAUCGUGAAUCUUUGAUUUUUUCUCGAAUUCAGAGUCAGAAGUCAGGAGCUCCUCGCGUGCACAGCCAGCCCACGAUAAAGUCCGACCCAGAAUGAUGUCACCGUGACGUCAGUUAAAUAUGGGCGUGGCCUGAAUGUGGGUGUGGCCAACAGCGGCGGCUUCCCCGCCCCCCGCUGCCCCUCCCCGCAGGUUUCUCUCAACCCUCAGUGCGCAUGCGCGGGCGGCAUGUCUCGGACAUCGCCUUCAGCGGCCGUUGGCGACGCGGUGGUUGUGGCGGGAAAAUUAAUAAAAAAAACUUCUCCGAAUAACCGCGACCUUUAACUACCCUCACGGAUAAUCCACACGGAUCUCUGGACGGCAAGGCGAAGACGAUCAAUGGAAUAAUCUCCGUGCUGCUCGUAGGCGAGCGGUGCGCUGGACGCCUACAUCGAGGACUUUGAGCAGAGCGGAAUCUGUGCGUCACCGCCACCCAGGAUACGUGCAGAGCACAGCGCCGCGCAGCAUGGCGGAGCGGAGACGCGCGGAGGAGAGGAGGAUGCGCAGUGUGGAUGAGGGUGGCACGCUGCUUGUGGAAGACCUCAUCUCGGGCACGUGCAGCCUCAAUGCCACGCUGCGCUGCAGCGGUCGUGGCUCAGAGCCCGACGGUCAGAGUCUAACCACGGACCAGCUCCUAGCAGCGCCAGCUGACGGUUCCUCCAUGUCCUUGCUCCGCUCGCACAGAAACAAGCGGUCAUCUCUCGGGGUCACCGCACACAGCCUCGGCGCAUCAUUGGUGAGGGGCAAUAAGCCAACUGAACGGUUGACCUCAACAUCGAGAAGCAACAAGGCUCUGACGCCGUUAAGUUUGUCGGCGAAGCCCAAAAAGACUUUAUUUUCUAACCAGAAGAACGUUUUGUCGUACUUACGGAGCAGUGAAGAAACGAGGCGUGAGCGCUUGCCGAGCGGUGGCGGCGGCUGUGCGACAAGUACCUAUCCCAGGUGGUUGACGAGCCAAAAGGAUGAGCUGGAUGUGUCCGGGAUCACGAGCAUUCCUGAGCUCAGGUACCCAGCCUGGCUGCGUGACUGCGAUGUGGACUCCCAGACCAGCAGCCACGAGACGGAUACCAGCACGAAGAGAGCAGGUGCCACUCAGAACCCGCAAAGCAGACCAAAGUACCCAGAGUGGCUCAAGGAUUUGGACAUCUCCGGCCUGACGAAUGUAGCCAACAAGGAGCCUGUGUCAGAGGACCUUAGAUCCCUGGCUCGCAGUCACGAGCGACAUAUCAAGGCCCUCGUGAGCGACGCUGUCGCGGAAGCAUUUGGUUUGGCGGAAGACGCAUCGACUGUCGAUGAUGAGGGAGAGCUCACAGUGCGGAGCGUCAGGGAGAACCCAGCGCUGCUGGAGCUGUUCCAGGCCAACUCGGCACAAAACAGUAAACCACUAACGGAAACGGCCUCAUUGGAGGAGCUGCUGAGCAGGGCGCGCAUGGCAUUGGACUCCUCCGGCUUGGAGGCCCCCUCCCCGGGCAGCGUCAACACGGACAUCUUCCUCGGGGCUGAUCGUCCCUGGGAAAACCCCUCCACGCCAUUUAAAUUACCGGUCCAUGUCCAUUACGCUGACGACCCUGGCGAGGAGGGAUUAGCAUCGGCAGCUACCAGCUCUGACUCCAAGAGCAUGAAGGUUGAAACCACUGGCCUGACCCGGAGGCUCCACCCGGGCCCUGUGGAGGCAUUGAAACAAAUGCUGUUCAGGCUGCAGAGCGUGCAGCUGGGGACACCUGCAGAGGACACUGGCAGUGCUGGCACGCAGAUUAUGGAUGAGGCAGCAUCUCAAGUUGACUUGCCUGAGUUUGAGUCAGUACCAGGUGGAAUGUCUCUGCAAAGGGCCCUGUACCACCUGUCGCGUCUGAAAGAGCUGGUUGACACCAUCAAGAAGAACAAGGAUGGUUGACUACCCGUGAUGUAGAAAGCCCAAAAGCAUUUUAUGGCGGUGGUCGAGGUUUAUCCUUAGAAGGAUACGUUCGCUUGGUCCUCCUGCUAAUUCAUGGUUGUUAAACAUCAACGGUACUCCAGGUUCUGUGGUGUGAAUCGCAAUUACUUGUGAACUUGUGGGGCCCAUGGGGCACAGUAAUUGUCCUGUUAAAGGAAGUGCCACAACAAAGUAUUGGAAAAAUGUGAUGAAGUUCGUUUAGGGUUGGAGUUAGUGAAUGGUUCUAGCAGUAUUUUGCACAGAAACGCCAUACAGACUCAAACGUCACUUGAAAGAACGGAUAUGUGAACAAUAUUGUGAGUACAACUAAACCAAUUGUGGUGUUAGCCAUUUUGUAAGGAGCCUACUUUAUUGGGAACAUACAUGCUAGUAUUUGUGUAGUUAUAAACAUUUGGGAAAUCACUGUAAAAGUACAUUUGCUUAUUUAGAUUGCACUAUACCUGUAUUGUAAAAUUUCAGAACCUUUUACGUAAUUUGUAAUCAAUAAACCAAAGUUGUAUAUUGUAUGCAACCCAUGACUUGGAUUGUUUUUAUCAUGUCUUGUUUAGCAUGGUUGGUUAUGUACAGUGUGAAAGAAAUUCAACAUACCUUAAAUAUUUUCUGAUAUUUGAAUGUUUUAUAUUGUACAUGUAUAUUUAUUUUACAAUAAAUCUGAGACAAAGGCUUA
This is a messenger RNA of Petromyzon marinus (sea lamprey), 3468 nucleotides long. NCBI's taxonomy places the organism in Eukaryota, Metazoa, Chordata, Hyperoartia, Petromyzontiformes, Petromyzontidae. The record is from RefSeq and is a predicted model, not a curated record.